This is a messenger RNA of Paraglomus brasilianum, 486 nucleotides long. The record is from the annotation of a GenBank genome assembly. Lineage: Eukaryota; Fungi; Glomeromycota; Glomeromycetes; Paraglomerales; Paraglomeraceae.
AUGUUGAAGAACUUUGAAAGAGGGCAACGUGGGCAGCAACUGACGGCACUGGAGGAUAAGCUGUUUGCAGAAGUAGAACUCACGGAGAAGGAGAAAGAAAUAUUGGAGAAGCUAGAAACUGUGAAGAAUGGUAUGGAGUGGUCAGGUGGUAAAAUUUCAGAACGCAGAGUUGACUACUCGGGCGUCGGGGGCGUAGAGCAGUGUGUACACAGGCCCAAAAGGACACCAUUUCCGUGGGUCACAAAUAUAAAUGAGAGCUCCAUUGACAAGCUUAAGAAAAAGAUUACUGUAACUUGGGCUGACAUUGAAAAUGUCAAUGAGGCCACAUUGGCGAUUUUCGUAGGCAUGAAAAAAGCCAUUAUAACGGAUGAUUUGGAUUUGCAGAGAACAUUAAAGGCUUUCACUGAUUUCAAAUUCCAAGAAGUCUAUCGCUUGUUUGGCAUCUCUGAAGGCGAAGAUCCCUCUCUAAGCAUUCCUGGUGUUUAA